AUGCCAUCGAAAGAUGAUGAAGCAGACCUUGCAAAGGCUUACAAGGACUUAGCCGAAGCUGAAAAGAGUGCAGCUACUCUGGAGGCUCAAUUAAACUCCCUGGAACAGAAACUUGACGAUUUUCUGGCUGAGCACGACAAACCUACCGCGCGGGAAGGGCUGAUCAACAAAGACGAUACCCAACCCCCCCUGUCCACAGAUAGCAAGGAUAUCACCCAAAAUUUCAAAGAUUCGUGA
Messenger RNA from Morchella importuna, 237 nucleotides. RefSeq lists its product as uncharacterized. The transcript has 3 exons. NCBI's taxonomy places the organism in Eukaryota, Fungi, Ascomycota, Pezizomycetes, Pezizales, Morchellaceae. The record is from RefSeq and is a predicted model, not a curated record. The coding region runs from base 1 to 237 and encodes 78 amino acids.